Molecule: messenger RNA, 455 nt
Organism: Paramecium sonneborni
Lineage: Eukaryota; Ciliophora; Oligohymenophorea; Peniculida; Parameciidae
Source: the annotation of a GenBank genome assembly
AUGCUUCAGAAAAAUAGAAAAGAUAUGUUGAAUGAUCAAAUAUCAACUUAGUAUAGCCAGUUCUUACAGAAAACAUUACUUAGAGAAUUUCAAUCCGCAAAUAAAAGAAGAAAGUUAUAAGAAGCUAAAAAUAUAACUGAACGUAAAGAAACUAAUACAUUGAGCUUUUUUGAGAGUUCCAUAAAUGAAAGUUUCAGCAAUUUAAGUUAAAACAUAAAAUAAGUUAUAUAUUUUAUAAAAGUAGUAGAAUGAGUAACCAGAUAAUUUAAUAUUUUAAGAGUAAGAGAAAUAAGGAUUAACUAAAAAUAUAAACAUAAUCAUAAUUGUAAAACUAAAUAUAAUGUGAAAAGGGAGUUGAAAAUGAUGCAAGAAAGAUCCUCCCUUAAAAGUUAGAAAAUGAUCAAAAUGAUCGAAAUAAUGUAAAGGAAGUAAACAAUAAUGACUGUAAAAUAUGA